Molecule: messenger RNA, 1106 nt
Organism: Capsicum annuum
Lineage: Eukaryota; Viridiplantae; Streptophyta; Magnoliopsida; Solanales; Solanaceae
Product: meiotic nuclear division protein 1 homolog
Exons: 11
Coding region: 159-824 (221 amino acids)
Biological process (GO): reciprocal meiotic recombination
Cellular component (GO): nucleus
Molecular function (GO): double-stranded DNA binding
Source: RefSeq, a predicted model, not a curated record
GAAACCUUCCCUCCAAAUCAAAACAUUUUGAAAAUAUCUUCUACAUUCUUCUUGAACACGCUUCUUCAGCUUCACUGUAACAAAAUCCAACUGCUGAGCAUCGCUAAUUCGAUAUGGUAAAAAUAGCAGUUUAACAUGCUGAUUAUCGCUAAUUCGAUAUGUCGAAGAAAAGAGGUCUUUCAUUGGAAGAGAAACGAGAGAAAAUGCUGCAGAUCUUUUAUGAUUCACAAGAUUUCUUCCUUCUUAAGGAACUUGAAAAGUCGGGUCCCAAGAAAGGUGUUAUCAGCCAGUCAGUGAAAGACGUUAUCCAAUCAUUGGUGGAUGAUGAUCUUGUGUUUAAAGACAAGAUAGGGACUUCGGUGUACUUUUGGAGUCUGCCUAGCUGUGCUGGGAACCAGCUGAGAACUGUAUCUAGAAAGCUUGAGACUGAUCUCCAGACCAAUAAAAAGCGGCACACUGAACUUGUUGAACAAUGCAAUGCUUUGAAAAAGGGACGUGAACAAUCUGAUGCACGAGAAGAGGCCUUGAAUGAGCUGAAAGCUAUUGAACAGAAACAUAAGGAACUUAAGGAAGAGCUGGCACAGUAUGCAGAUAAUGAUCCUGCUACUAUUGAAGCAAUGAAGAAGGCAAUUGAAGUUGCCCAUUCAGCAGCUAAUAGAUGGACGGAUAACAUCUUCACAUUGAGACAAUGGUGUUCCAAUAACUUUCCCCAAGCAAAAGAGCAACUUGAUCACCUAUACAAUGAGGUCGGAAUAACAGAUGACUUUGACUACCUAGAGUUGCCGGCAGUGGUUCCUCUUGCAGUUACCGAGGGUGAACUUUAAUUGGCGGAAAACCAGUUUGACAUAUGCUUUCCUUAUGUUCUUUCACCUUUAACUACGUUUGUUCUUUCCAGAGGUCUAGCUGUUUGGUUCUUGCUUUAAAAAUAUGAAUGAUCUUAAAAACAUUGUCAAAAUCCUGAUGCACACUGAUAUCGUUUAGAUAGUGCCCAUCUGUGUAUGUAGUCUGGGCAUCUUAAUAGCCAUAAUAUUGAUUAGCAUUGCACCUGGAUCGACUUUACAAUGUUUUAAUUUGCCACCAUAUAGCAUUGUAUUGGCUUCUUCUCU